AAAACAAUAAGUAACUAACAAAUUUAAAGUGCGCGCCUUUUUUAUUUAGUAUUGACUACACCUGCCGGAGGGCGCGCAAAUCGGCGCAUUUCGAGUUGACCAUCUAUUACCCUUUGUAGAUCUAUUAUCUAUGACAUUGAAUGAGUGGAUAGUGGAAAGGUUGAUUAUGAGGUGUGCCUGGGAGGUUUAUUUGUGUUAAUUUUGCCUGUAAUGUGUUGUUAAUUAUAGUAGAAAUAGUUAAAAUGGUUGUGUACAAUCUCUUUGCUCUUUGCUUCCUUGCUGUCUUCCUAAAUGUUUCGUUAGCACAACGAGCUGAAAAACUUACUGCCCAAAACCCAUGUGUAACGAAAACUACCUGUCACGAAUGUAUCCAAACACCAUCGUGUGCUUGGUGUUUCAAACACGAUUUUGGCGACCGCGCCAGGUGCUUCCAGCCCUCUAGUCCCCAUCCCACUGCAACGCAGUGUCCUGAAGAAUGGACUUGGAACCCAAGUAACGUUAUGUCUAUACUUAUGAAAAAAGAAUUAACCAGACCACGUCAAACUGGAGGCGGUGCGGAAGGAUCUUUUGAAGCAUCCGGAUCAGCCUGGCAUUCCUCUUCAGGAUCAUGGCAUUUCCGAAAUGAAAGUUAUUACGAAGAGCAUGAAAGAGGACAAGAAAUUAUAUCAGUCAGUCCUCAAAGAAUAAGUUUGAAACUUAGAGCGAGACAAUCAUUUAGUUUAUGGAUGGACUAUACCCAGGCCGAAGAUUAUCCCGUAGAUUUGUACUAUCUUAUGGACUUGAGUAAUUCUAUGGAAGAUGAUAAAGAUAAGCUGUCCAGUUUGGGGAAUCUUUUGGCCGAAUCAAUGAGAAAUAUAACAUCGAAUUUUAGACUCGGUUUUGGAAGUUUUGUGGAUAAAGUUAUGAUGCCUUACGUUAGUACAGUUCCAAAGAAUUUGCGGGAACCUUGCAAAAAUUGUGUUGCACCUUACGGAUUCCAACAUGCCAUGAGGCUCUCAAGAAACACUGAGUUGUUUGCUCAAAUGGUUAAAGCUGCUGCCGUUUCCGGAAAUUUAGAUGGCCCUGAAGGUGGUUUUGAUGCAAUUAUGCAAGCUAUAGUUUGUCGUCACGAGAUAGGUUGGAGAGAAAAGGCAAGAAGAUUACUCGUUUUUUCAACCGACGCCGGAUUCCACUAUGCAGGAGACGGGAAGCUAGGCGGUGUAGUCAAGCCAAAUGAUGGAUUGUGCCAUUUAAGUGGCGACGGUUUAUAUACUUACUCGUCGACCCAAGAUUACCCCAGUAUAUCACAAAUUAAUCUCAAAGUUAAAGAAAACGCAAUUAAUAUUAUUUUUGCUGUCACCGAAGACGAACUAAACGUUUACAGGAAAUUGCAGGCGCAUAUCGAAGGGGCUUCCAGUGGAAAGCUUUCGGCCGAUUCUUCUAACGUUGUCGAUUUAGUCAAAGAACAGUAUCAGCAAAUAUCUUCUUCUGUAGAAUUAAAAGAUAAUGCCACGAGUAAUAUAAAAAUUAACUACUAUUCAAAGUGCCUUAAUUCUACAGGACCAGACAAGAAAACAAAUAAAUGUGAAAAUAUAAAGGUAGGCGACAUUGUAAACUUUAGACUUGACAUAGAAUUAACCGAAUGUCCUAAAGAUCCCCGAGAAUGGUACCAGACGUUACAAGUAUAUCCCAUAGGCUUAAAUGAGAGUCUUAUAAUAGAUUUGGAAAUGUUGUGCUCCUGUCCAUGUGAACGUCCGGGUAAUGUGGGUUACAAGGAAUUAGCUCCGGAGUGUAAUUCCUUUGGAACAUACAAGUGUGGUGUUUGUGAAUGUGACGACAGUCAUUUUGGUCGUUUUUGCGAAUGUUCGACUACAGAAUUAAACGUCUUUAAUACUACUAUUGGUUGUCGUCCAGAUAACACAAGUACCGUUGAUUGUUCAGGAAGAGGAAAUUGCGUCUGUGGCCGUUGCGAAUGUGAAAUUCGACGAACCGAAGAAGAGAGAAUUUAUGGGGACUUUUGCGAAUGUGACAACUUCUCUUGCGACCGUCACGACAAAAAGAUUUGCAACGGACACGGAAAAUGCGAAUGUGGUCAGUGCGUUUGUGACGUACCAUGGAUAGGACAUGCGUGCGAAUGUCGAAACGCCACCGAUACCUGUUAUGCCCCCGAGGUUACUGAUGGUAAAAUAUGUUCUGGGCACGGCGAUUGCGAGUGUGGAAUUUGCAAAUGUCACACAACUAAAGAAGGGCGGUAUUCUGGACAAUUUUGCGAAAAAUGUCCUACAUGUUCAGAUCGUUGCGAAGAGUUUAAGAUAUGUGUCCAGUGUCAGCAGUACAAGACAGGACCCCUAAAUGAAGAUGAAUGUAGAUUAAAUUGUACAAAAUUCACUCCUAUAGGGGUCGAUGUCGUAGAAGUUACAAAAGAACAUGAGUAUCUUUGUGCUUAUUAUGACGAAGAUGAUUGUCGCUUUUCUUAUGUAUACUAUUUGGAUGAGCAUAAUAAGAUACAGAUUAGAGCCCAGCAAGAACGAGAGUGUCCACCAAAGGUUUUCUUACUCGGUAUAGUACUGGGUGUUAUAGCUGCGAUUGUCCUGAUGGGACUCGCAAUUUUACUUCUUUGGAAACUGUUGACUACAAUUCAUGACAGAAGAGAGUUCGCCAAGUUCGAAAAGGAAAGAAUGAUGGCCAGAUGGGAUACAGGAGAAAAUCCGAUUUAUAAGCAGGCCACUUCGACAUUUAAAAAUCCUACUUACGCUGGUAAAGGCUAAAAACCCUAAAAACUAAACAUAGCAUGUUUUUUUAAACAGAAUCUAAGUCAUACAAAAAGUACGUUAAUAGUUGCCUAUUAAUUUGUGACUUCUAGUAAAUAACAUAAUUGUAUGUUUAUGUAGAACAACCAAAAUUAGUGCAGCAUUAAUUAUUGCUAAAAUCAGUUCACUCAUUAAUCUUCAUUUAUUUAAUAUUAAUGAUGUAUUUAUUCAUCUCGUGUUCUAUUUUUCUAUGUAAAACUGUGUUUAAUUUAUGCUAAAUGCUAAAUUAUUUCAUUAAAUUACAAAAUGCCUUGUAUCGUUAUUUGUAUGAUAUUAGGAGCGUAUUUUGCCAUAUUGAAGUACAAAAAAAACUGAAAUUCAUCAAAAAAAAUUUUUUACGUAUUUUGUUCUCGUAAUUUUAGUUUCGACGUAAUUUGACUUUUGUACUUACAAUAUAAGUGUGCCAAUUAUUAAUUUUAAAUAAUUUUAUCUAAGUGUAACUUCUUAUUAAUUCAGGAAUGUGUUAGGUACAUAUAUAAAUACAAAGUGCUUAAUUGUUAUGAAGUAUCUUAAAAGUAUUUUGUUUAAUUUACUUAGUAUGGUAAUGUAACUAAUAACAAACGAGGCCUUACAUUUGCCUUGAAAACUGCCUUUAUUUUAUAAUGUAUUAUAUUGUACGCAAUUGCUAACUGAUAACGAAAUUAAAAGAAAUUAGCGAAAUAUUAAUACUUAACACAGGUCAAUUAGCAAAGCACUUAUCUAUCUGUAAGGUAAUUUUAAUUUUUUAACUCAACUACAAAGAUCUGAUACCUGUUUUUCAAUUAUUUUAUUAAAAAUGUUAAAUUAUAA
Agrilus planipennis (emerald ash borer) is the source of this 3578-nucleotide messenger RNA. RefSeq names its product integrin beta-PS (gene mys). The transcript is spliced from 15 exons. The coding region runs from base 243 to 2747 and encodes 834 amino acids. Gene Ontology annotation, biological process: cell-matrix adhesion; cell migration; cell adhesion mediated by integrin. Gene Ontology annotation, cellular component: integrin complex; focal adhesion; cell surface. Gene Ontology annotation, molecular function: integrin binding. The record is from RefSeq and is a predicted model, not a curated record. NCBI's taxonomy places the organism in Eukaryota, Metazoa, Arthropoda, Insecta, Coleoptera, Buprestidae.